Messenger RNA from Notodromas monacha, 1725 nucleotides. Lineage: Eukaryota; Metazoa; Arthropoda; Ostracoda; Podocopida; Cyprididae. The record is from the annotation of a GenBank genome assembly.
AUGUAUGGGAUGCUCACCUACCAAGGGAUGCCGACGAUGGCGGACUAUGGCAACCCCUUGGCGCACGGGUACCCGCACCACGCGCGACACCAGGGCGCAGCUGGUGUCGGCAUGCCACACCAGGCCUUUACACAUUCUUGGAUAACAUGUUAUGUAAGAGUCAGAGAGAUGAAGUCGCGUAUAUUGGAGCUGAGGAAGGAGAAGAGCAGGGAUGCAGCACGAAGUAGACGUGGGAAGGAAAACAGAGAGUUCUACGAGCUGGCCAAGAUGCUGCCGCUGCCGGGCGCUAUCACGUCGCAGCUGGACAAGGCGUCCAUCAUCCGCCUCACCAUCUCCUACCUCAAACUCAGGGACUUCUCGCUGACGGGCGACCCUCCGUGGGCCAGAGAAAACGCGUCGUCCGCUGGCCCCGGGGGCGGCAACAACAACAACAAUAACAACAACAAUGACCACCUCCACGGCAGCUCCUUGCACAUACUCAAAGCUCCAGUUUGGUGGAAGAGGGAAAUUUUCGGCUUUAAAAAUUUCAUCAUAGGAAACUGUCCGAGUGCGAAAACAGCCGGGGAAGAAAAAGAAAUGUGGACAAUGGGUGUUAGUCGACGAGACGACAGCUGGGCCUCUUGGGUUGCGGGCUGCGAAAUUGGAUCAGCUCUCGGACUCGGACGAUCUCCUGGGAUCGAGGACUUCUCGCUGACGGGCGACCCUCCGUGGGCCAGAGAAAACGCGUCGUCCGCUGGCCCCGGGGGCGGCAACAACAACAACAAUAACAACAACAACGACCACCUCCACGGCAGCUCCUUGCACAUACUCAAAGCUCCAGCCGCCACAUUGGCCGGCACUUUGGCGGCUGUGAAGGCGGCUGUUGAUGAAAAUGGCGGAAUUGCCUUGGAAGAUCUGGAGGCAACCCUUAUAGAAAGAAUGCCAAUCGACGAGACGACAGCUGGGCCUCUUGGGUUGCGGGCUGCGAAAUUGGAUCAGCUCUCGGACUCGGACGAUCUCCUGGGAUCGAGUUAUGUUCCCCUGGACCCAGGGAAUGAAGGAAAAAAAAAACGAUAUGAGGUUGGAAGAUCUCGUGGUGCGUCGUUGUCCUAUGCGAUGGAAUUCUUCGAUCAACACCAGGGACAUCAUUUGAUGCAGGCUCAUGAUGGAUUCGCAUUCAUAUUGGCGGCAGACGGAAGAUUCCUUUACAUCUCGGAGACGGUUUCCAUCUACCUCGGAUUAUCACAGGUGGAGAUGACUGGAAGCAGCGUGUUCGACUACGUGCACCUCGCUGACCAGGCAGAAUUGGCGGACCAGUUGGGCAUCACACUGGCGUCCACGGCCGUCUCGUCGACGGGCAAAGGCGCCUCUCCUGCUUCGGGCCACAGCAACGGCGUCCCAGCGACGCCAGAGUCGCCCGACGACGACUCCUCCAGAGGUCUUCCGCCUUCUUCCCCGUCUGCGCACAAUCCCGACAUUGCAGCACCGAUGACGCUGGAUCCUGACUCCCCACACAAAGGUCUCAAUCGAUCGAUCUGUUUGCGAAUGAAAUCAACGCUUACCAAACGUGGUUGUCACUUCAAAUCAUCAGGAUAUCGGUGGUUUCAUAGCAUGACUUUGAAUGAGAGAUUUAACGACGCAGCGUUUCCUACGCCACGUCGUACUCUCGUACAUUCUGAUGUUGUGCCGACUCGGGCGGCACCUAUUUUUCCCGAGUUAAUCGGGGCAUGCGCGGGCGACAUCUAG